AUGUUGGACUGCAAAGAAGUUGCAACACCUAUGGCAACUAACUGCUAUCUUGACCUUGAUGAAAAAGGCAAUGUUGUAGAUCAGAAACUUUAUAGGGGUAUGAUCGGAUCUUUAUUAUACUUAUCUGCCAGUAGACCAGAUAUCAUGCAUAAUGUUUGUCUCUAUGCUAGAUUUCAAUCACAACCAAAAGAAUCACAUUUAACUACUAUGAAAAGAAUUUUAAAGUAUCUAAAAGGAACCAAAAGUCUUGGACUAUGGUAUCCUAGUGGAUCAAACAUUUUUCUUGAAGGAUACAGUGAUUCAGAUUUUGGUGGUUGUAAACUAGACAAAAAGAGCAUUGGUGGUACAUGUCAUCUGCUAGGAUGUUCUCUAGUAUCUUUGUAUUCAAAGAAAAAGGCUUCGGUGGCAUUAUCUACCACAGAAGCUGAGUACAUUGCAAUUGGAAGCUAUUGUCACUUCCCUGAUGUCCUUUGA
This is a messenger RNA of Vigna angularis (adzuki bean), 474 nucleotides long. RefSeq lists its product as uncharacterized. The transcript has a single exon. The record is from RefSeq and is a predicted model, not a curated record. Lineage: Eukaryota; Viridiplantae; Streptophyta; Magnoliopsida; Fabales; Fabaceae. Bases 1 to 474 code for a protein of 157 amino acids.